AUGACUGUAUCCCAGAAACCGCUCCUGCUGGUAGUCGCCGCCGCCCAAAACAACGGCAUUGGCAUCAACAACGACCUGCCCUGGCGCCUGCGCAAAGACAUGGCGUUUUUCAACCAGGCCACCACCACCACCACGCAAACCGACCCCUCGCGCCCGGUCAUGAACGCCUGCAUCAUGGGCCGCCGCACCUGGGAGUCGAUCCCGCCCAAGCACCGGCCGCUGAACAACCGCUACAACAUCGUGGUAUCGCGCAAUGCCUCGCUGCUGGACAACGAAGAUGCCCCGCAUAUUGAGCAGCUACGCAGCGUGUGCAUUGAGCGCGUGUGUGUGGUGGGCGGCAGCGGCAUCUACAAGGAGGCGCUGGAGGCACAAGGCCCGGUGCAGGUACUGCUGACGCGCGUGCAGUUUGCAGAGGCAGACAAGUGCGAUGCGUUUUUCCCAGAGUUCAGCUCCGAGGUGUUUGCCAGGCAGACGCACGAGCGUCUGGAGCAGGUCGCCGGAAUGGUAUCAGGCUACGAGUUCACGCUGCACGAGAAGUUCUAA
Messenger RNA from Linderina pennispora, 543 nucleotides. RefSeq lists its product as uncharacterized. The transcript has 3 exons. NCBI's taxonomy places the organism in Eukaryota, Fungi, Kickxellomycota, Kickxellomycetes, Kickxellales, Kickxellaceae. The record is from RefSeq and is a predicted model, not a curated record. The coding region runs from base 1 to 543 and encodes 180 amino acids. Gene Ontology annotation, cellular component: mitochondrion. Gene Ontology annotation, biological process: folic acid metabolic process; dihydrofolate metabolic process; glycine biosynthetic process. Gene Ontology annotation, molecular function: NADP binding; dihydrofolate reductase activity.